AUGGGCUACAAUAUUUCUAUCCAGGCUGCAGUGGCAGAGCUGCCUUCUGAGGGCCUACAGAACAACCAGGGAGCCAAAAGCCAGGGGGUGACCUCUUCCCCAUGGACUCUACUAGAAAUGACAGCAUUGAUGGAACAGAGACAGAGCCUCACAGGCUGGGGCAGCUUGACUAAAAGGGACUUCAAGGAUCGAGCCAAACUUGAUGAGACAACUUUGCUUGAACGCCAAGUGCUGUACAAGUAUUGUGCUUUAAUGUUUACAUCUUUUGACGACACACCGCUCACCAAUGAGUUCAUCAGUAAAUCAUGACCCUUAGAGGAAACAGAGAGGCAAAAAUUCAUUCUUGAGGAGCUGAGGAUGCAGGGAGUAAUCAAGAGUCAAAGUACCACUGCCAGAACUGUAGAAGCAUAUGAGAACAAGAGAGAUGCUCUGGGAAAGACACAGAAAAAAACCCCAGCUAGGCUGGAAAAAAAUUGAAAUGAGAAAGUGGGUGAUUUUACAGUGAAAGACAUGAAGCCUUCUACUAAAGCAAAGAAACAGAUUAGGGAAGAGGAACUGACUAAAACGCCACAACACAUCGCAUCAUUUUUCCCCCCAGAAACUGCUCACCAAACCACAAAGAAACAGACUGAAAAGGAUUGCCUGAGUUUUGAAAGCCAGGGAGGUACAGACCCUCAGCCCUCACCUUUAGAUGCUGAGCCAGGGCUGCUGCUGAAGAAAAUAACUGCAAUAGACAGAACAAGCAAUUGUACUGAGGAGGACACUGUCACUGAGUCUGUAACUUACAGCUGCAUCAAUGAAUCAAUCUGGCUCUGGCUUGCAAAUAUGAAGAGCUCCUCUGUUCCCUGCAAGUGUCUUUUUUUGAGAGCAGAAGUAAAUGAUUUAUAA
This is a messenger RNA of Agelaius phoeniceus (red-winged blackbird), 888 nucleotides long. It is a transcript of the gene STMND1, whose product is annotated as stathmin domain containing 1. The record is from RefSeq and is a predicted model, not a curated record. NCBI's taxonomy places the organism in Eukaryota, Metazoa, Chordata, Aves, Passeriformes, Icteridae.